AGGGCUCAGUAUGCCAGGCGGAAACAGAUGAACACACCCACGCUGGCCACCUCAGAGAAGUAGCCCAGCCUCAUUAAAACCACGGUUAUCAGUGUAUGUUCCCUCAAUCUGAGAAUUCAACCGGGCUGUAUCUUCCUGUUUGUUUUAUCGCAGGGCUUGUGGAAUGCUGCUGGACGAGACUCCGCUGUUUGAUCCGUCUCUGCUUCAGGACCUAGACUGGAGUAGCAACGGUGUCUCCUUCUCUCCCCCCAUCUCCCCUUCUAGUCCGGGGGAAGGCUUGGUGCUCAGGCCCCUCUGUACAGCAGACUUCAGCAGAGGAUUAUUCAAGGUUUUAUCUCAACUAACCCAGACAGGCGAUGUCACUGCAGAGCAGUUCAUGAAAAAGUUUGACCAUAUGAAGAAGACAGGAGACUACUAUGUCAUCGUGGUGGAGGACAUAAACCUGAGACAGAUUGUUGCUACGGCCACAUUGAUCACAGAACACAAAUUCAUCCACUCCUGUGCUAAGAGAGGCCGGGUGGAGGAGGUGGUAGUCAGUGAUGUGUGCAGGGGGAAGCAGCUGGGCAAACUGUUAGUUUCAACUCUUACUCUUCUCAGCAAAAAACUCAACUGCUAUAAAAUCACUUUGGAAUGUGCACCCCGAAAUGUGGCUUUCUAUCAAAAGUUUGGCUACAUCGCUUCAGAAGAGACCUACAUGCAGUGUCGAUUUUUAGACUGAGGACAACAGCAGCUUACUGCAUCUCUUCUGGGGACAUGGACCAUUGCUUGUACACACACUUGCAUCAGAACAUGCAAUGACAAAACGCCUUAAAAGCCAGGGGAGUUGCCAGAGGAAAAUUUUUUGGUUGUGUAGUGGAGCUGUUUCUGAAUACUCAUCCUGAUUACAGCACUCUUGAUUGAACGUAAAUGCAUGUUGAAACCUUCAACGUCGUCCUCUGUCCCUCUGGUAACUCAGCAGGGUAAAACUCUGUCUGGAGAAAGGAUUGUCAUUUACUGUAAAUGUAACAGUCGCAUUGUGUUACAGUGCCAAUAACUAAUUUGAUGUGUACACCUGCGAAUAGCCUGCAGCUGUAAGGAAAUACAACUGGGAAAUGAAGAUAUGAAAUUCAAAUAUUUCUGAAGCAGCUAACGAAGAUAAUUCACCACUGGCAACAGCUUCUCAACAUCACUACAGAAACAAGGGUACAUGAAGGAUUUACUGUGGAUCGUGAUUCAAACCCAGUCUCAUAAAGGGGCAGAUCACCAAAUAAAAGCAGCUUUAUUUCUUUAAA
Molecule: messenger RNA, 1271 nt
Organism: Monopterus albus (swamp eel)
Lineage: Eukaryota; Metazoa; Chordata; Actinopteri; Synbranchiformes; Synbranchidae
Gene: gnpnat1
Product: glucosamine-phosphate N-acetyltransferase 1
Exons: 6
Coding region: 164-718 (184 amino acids)
Molecular function (GO): glucosamine 6-phosphate N-acetyltransferase activity
Source: RefSeq, a predicted model, not a curated record